Molecule: messenger RNA, 765 nt
Organism: Suillus subalutaceus
Lineage: Eukaryota; Fungi; Basidiomycota; Agaricomycetes; Boletales; Suillaceae
Exons: 4
Source: RefSeq, a predicted model, not a curated record
GAAGACGCCAUGGUAGUGCUGAAGAUCAAGAAAAAUUCAGAUGGCUCCCAUCAACGUGUGAAAGCUAGUGAUUUUGAUGAUGUCUCAAAAGACGUCCUUGUAACUGCGACCUCUAUUUUCCGCUGUCUAAUUGUCACACAGGCGCCAUUUCCAGAUACGAUUGCUGUCGAGACGAUGCUGGCAAAAGAGGCCUGGCAUGAGGUGUGCGAAAUAAAAGGCAUCAGUGUCAAAUUAAUGCCUUCAGCAGUCAAGAUGCUUUUGAAACGCACAUCACAUGUGCGUGGCGAGCUCAAAACAAAGAUGCGGUCACUAACUCGUUCGUUUUUUGGUUUCCGGUUGAGUGAUUUGAGGGAGGUUGUAAGGCAAAACCAAGAUCUAGCAGAAUCUUUGAAAGACGGUUCAUCCUUUGUUUACAAGGACUGGACAGCGAAGACGGGCAUAUACAAGACCAAAUUACUCCAAGAAGGGAUCAAUGUUAUGUGGUUUGCAAACCGAAAUGAUGAAGGCGUUGUCUACCAUAAGCAUUUUAACCCCAUGCCUACUGAGAUUAUUGUGCUCACGCUUACAGCCAUUGGAUGCUGUAUUGAUGAGUGGCUGCAGGGCUUGAAAGAAGACAUCAAAUUUACAGCAGCUACCUAUGGAUGUGUCUACCAAACUCAUUUGAGCUCAUUGCAGCGUUUUGACGAGCGCACAGCACCUUAUAAGCUCUUUGAAAGAAUUUGCGACAAUUUGCAUGAUGUGGCUCGGUACGUUUCACUACUAUAA